AUGUUUGUCUCUGGAUGUGUCACGGUUCUCUUUGGGCUUGUACAAAUUGGAGCAAAAUUUAUGUUUGUUGCUGGCAUGUUUGUCUCUGGAUGUGUCACGGUUCUCUUUGGAUUUUUGGACAGAACACCUGAUGGGCCAAUAUUCAUAGGGCUGUGUUUUUUGGUCCGAGCAAUGGAUGCCAUUGGUUUUUCUGCUGCAGUGACAGCCUCAUUCUCUAUUCUCAUAAAUGCUUUCCCACAAAAUGUAGCUACAGUUAUGGGUAUUCUUGAAGUUUUUACCGGAUUGGGAUUAGUGUUGGGUCCUCCAAUUGGUGGCUUUUUGUACCAGAGUUUUGGCUAUGAAAUCCCUUUCAUUGCACUUGGAAUUGUAAUGCUGCUCAUGGUGCCUCUGAAUAUGUUCAUCUUACCAAAUUAUAAUUCAGCUCCUAAGAAUGAUUCGUUCUUGAAGCUUAUUGUUCUACCAAAAGUUGCAAUCCUUUGUCUAAAUAUAUUUGGACUCAGUUCAAGUAUAGCCUUUCUGGAUCCUACAAUGUCAUUAUUUGUCUUGGAUAAAUUUAAAUUGUCAGUAGGAUACGUAGGAUUGGUCUUUCUGGCCCUAGCGCUCCCUUAUUCCUUAUCUUCACCAUUUCUUGGUUUUUUAAGUGAUAAAAAGCCGUGGUUAAGGAAGUGGCUGCUAAUCGUUGGAGCUUUUCUGACCACAUUAUGCUAUUUUUUCUUAGGGCCAGCUCCCAUCUUCCGUAUUGAAAGUCAGCUUUGGCUUUUCAUUCUGAUGUUGGCCCUGAAUGGUUUUGCUCUUGCAAUGAUUGGUAUCCCAAUAUACCCUGAAGCAAUCAAUUGUGCAUAUGAGAAUGGAUUUGAGGAAGGAUUAAGCUUAUUAGGAUUGGUGUCUGGACUCUUCGGUGCAUUAUGGGCACUUGGGUCUUUUGUAGGUCCAACUUUAGGUGGCUUCUUAAAUGAGAAACUGGGUUUUGAAUGGUCUGCAGCCAUACAAGGAGGAUUCACAUUGUUAAGUGGACUAGCAGCUGCAGUUUAUUAUACCUAUGAAGCCAUACAAAAGAAGAGGUCCCACCCUGGAAUUCAUCGGGGUUCAGAGCAAGAGAGGUCUCUUUUAUUGAAUGGAACUUAAUGAGAUGUUUUUUCUCAUUGCCGGUUUAAAUCUAACUUUAUUUGUAAAUUUAAGAGCAUAAUGUGCAAAAAACCAAGCAAAUGUCAUGAAAUGUAGUUCUGUCAAAACCCUGCUUCACAAUUUUUGGAUUAUACAGUAAAACCAUUACCUUCUAAUUAGACAAUUAUUAUUAGAAAAGCCAUUCCAAUUUUAUCCUUUUUUCAUGUCUAUAGUGGUCUUCUGAAAAACUUUCACUGGAAAAGACUGUCAAAGAGAUUUGCAGGGUAAAAGUGGUUUGCACAAAAGAUGACUUUUAUACUUUGAUAUAAGGAUACGCACAAAGAAUGCAAACUAAUAAAGUAUUAUUUCAAAUGA
Ahaetulla prasina is the source of this 1479-nucleotide messenger RNA. It is a transcript of the gene SLC18B1, whose product is annotated as solute carrier family 18 member B1. NCBI's taxonomy places the organism in Eukaryota, Metazoa, Chordata, Lepidosauria, Squamata, Colubridae. The record is from RefSeq and is a predicted model, not a curated record. Gene Ontology annotation, molecular function: transmembrane transporter activity. Bases 1 to 1125 code for a protein of 374 amino acids. Gene Ontology annotation, biological process: transmembrane transport. The transcript has 12 exons.